UUUUCUCCGUGUCUCCUGAUCAGGAGCAGAAAGUAUAAACUAGCGACAAUGAAAGUGGACAGAAGCAAACUCAAGAAAACCCCCACAGAGGCACCUGCCGACUGCAGGGCCCUCAUAGACAAGCUGAAGGCAUGUCACGAUGAACAGCUCCUGCAAGAGCUGCAACAGAUCAAGACAUGGAACAUUGGAAAGUGCGAGCUGUACCACUGGGUGGACCUGCUGGACCGUUUCGACGGGAUCCUGGCAGACGCUGGCCAGACUGUGGAGACCAUGUCCUGGAUGCUGGUCUGUGACCGGCCAGGAAACUGCCAGCUGAAGAGCCUGUUGCUGGCUGUGCUGAACUUCACUGCCCUGCUCAUAGAAUACAGCUUCUCCAGACACCUCUACAGCUCCAUAGAGCACUUGACGAUGCUGCUGGCCUCCUGUGACAUGCAGGUGGUGCUGGCCGUGCUCAACCUGCUCUACGUGUUCAGCAAGAGAUCCAACUACAUCACCAGGCUCGGCUCGGAGAAGAGGGCCCCACUGCUGACCAGACUGCAGCACCUGGCAGAGAGCUGGGGAGGCAAAGACAAUGGGUUCGGACUAGCAGAGUGUUGUAGGGAUUUACCUCUGGUGAAAUACCCCCCCAGUGCGACGACACUACACUUUGAGUUCUACGCAGAGCCGAGCGCCGAGGUCAAAGUAGAAAGAAAGACGACCAGCAACACAGUACAUUACAUCCACAUUGAGCAGCUGGACAAGAUUUCAGAAAGCCCGUCUGAGAUCAUGGAGUCGUUGACUCUCAUGUACAGCAUCCCCAAGGAGAAGCAGAUCCUGCUAUUCACGCACAUCCGAUUGGCUCACGGAUUCUCCAAUCACAAGAAGAGGCUGCAGGCGGUACAGGCCAGGCUGCACGCCAUCUCCAUUCUAGUGUACUCCAAUGCGCUGCAGGACUCUGCCAACAGCAUCUUGUACAACGGCUUGAUCGAGGAGCUGGUGGACGUGCUGCAAAUCACAGACAAGCAGCUCAUGGAUAUCAAGGCCGCCUCUCUGCGCACUCUGACCUCCAUCGUUCACCUGGAGAGGACCCCCAAGCUGAGCAGCAUCAUCGACUGCACUGGCACUGCCUCCUACCACGGCUUCCUGCCCGCGCUGGUCAGGAGCUGCAUCCAGGCCAUGAUCGGUCCUUGGAUGGAGCCCUACCCUCACCAGUUUGCCACGGCGCUCUUCUCCUUCCUCUAUCACCUGGCCAGUUAUGACGCGGGCGGGGAGGCACUGGUGUCCUGUGGCAUGAUGGAGGCCCUGCUCAAGGUGAUAAAGUUUCUGGGGGAUGAACAGGAUCAGAUCACGUUUGUGACGCGGGCGGUGAGAGUGGUGGAUCUCAUCACUAACCUCGACAUGGCUGCCUUCCAGUCUCACACCGGACUGGCCAUCUUCAUCAGCAGACUGGAGCACGAGGUGGAGCUGUGUUGGAAGGAGUGCCCCUUUGUUAUCAAACCAAAGAUCAGUCGGCCCAGCGCAGGCCAGGAGGGGGAGGACAUGGAGACGGACACAGAGGUGUCUGAUGUUGCCAUGGAGAGCAGCCCUGGUCCUUCAACCUCCACAGAGCAGAGAGCCGAGGGGGAGAGUCGAGACCAGGCCAGCGCCAGCCUCGGCUUCACCCCCAGACCAGGAGUCCAGUGCAUCCCUCAGAGAGCUGCUCUGCUCAAAUCCAUGUUGAAUUUCCUGAAGAAAGCCAUCCAGGACCCGGCCUUCUCGGACGGCAUCCGACACGUAAUGGACGGGUCUCUGCCUACCUCACUGAAACACAUCAUCAGCAAUGCAGAGUAUUAUGGACCCUCUCUCUUUCUGCUAGCGACGGAAGUGGUCACAGUGUUCGUGUUCCAGGAGCCCUCUCUCCUGUCCUCCCUGCAGGACAACGGACUCACAGACGUCAUGCUGCAUGCGCUUCUCAUUAAAGACGUCCCUGCCACGCGGGAGGUCCUCGGCUCCUUGCCCAACGUGUUCAGUGCCCUGUGCCUCAACGCCCGCGGGCUGCAGUCCUUCGUGCAGUGCCAGCCCUUCGGGCGGCUCUUCAAAGUGCUCCUCUCUCCAGACUACCUGCCCGCCAUGCGUCGCAGACGCAGCUCCGACCCGCUUGGAGACACAGCCUCGAAUUUGGGCAGCGCCGUGGACGAGCUCAUGAGACACCAGCCAACCUUGAAGACAGACGCCACCACCGCCAUCAUCAAGUUGCUGGAGGAGAUCUGUAACCUGGGCCGCGCUCCGGAGUACAUCUGCCAGAAACCGUCCAUCCAGAAAGCAGACGGCACGGCCACCGUCCCCCCGCCCCGCUCCAACCACGCCGCAGAGGAGGCGUCGAGCGAGGAUGAGGAGGAGGAGGAGGUGCAGAGCUUCAGCACCGCACAGCAAGGGGAGCCCGAGCCCAGCCAGCAGGUUGUGGGAACAGAGGAGAGGAUACCCAUCCCUCUGAUGGAUUACAUUCUGAACGUGAUGAAGUUUGUGGAGUCGAUCCUCAGUAACAACACCACAGAUGAUCACUGCCAGGAGUUUGUCACACAGAAAGGUCUCCUGCCCCUGGUCUCAAUCCUGGGGCUGCCCAACCUUCCCAUUGACUUCCCCACCUCUGCAGCCUGCCAGGCUGUGGCUGGAGUGUGCAAGUCCAUACUGACCCUGUCUCACGAGCCGAAGGUCCUGCAGGAGAGCUUGCUGCAGCUGGACGGGAUCCUGUCCUCUCUGGAGCUCCUUCACCGUCCCAUCGACUCCCCGGGGGGGUCGGUGCUGCUGAGAGAGCUGGCGAGCGCGGGCAACGUGACGAACGCUACGCUGUCGGCCCAGGCCACGCCCCUGCUGCACUCGCUCGCUGCCGCCCACGCCUACAUAGUGAUGUUCGUGCACACCUGCAGAGUAGGACAGAGUGAGAUCAGGGCGAUCUCUGUGAAGCAGUGGGGCUCCCCGCUGGGGCUCAGUGUGCUGAUGAAGCUGAGCCAGCUCUACUGCUCUCUGGUGUGGGAGAGUACAGUGCUGCUUUCGCUCUGCAGCCCAACUAGCCUGCCUGCCGGCUGUGAGUUCGGACAGGCUGACAUGCAGAAGCUGGUCCCCAAAGAGGAGAAGGGAGCAGGGGGCGGCAGCAGUGAGUCUGAGACGGCUGUCCCAGGCACCUCCAGCGCUGUGGAGCCCCCUGCCCAGGGUCUGCUGGAAGGGAUCGGGCUGGACGGGGAUUCUCUGGCCCCCAUGGAGACGGACGAGCCCAGCGCCGCCGACCCCAAGAGCAAAUCCAAACUCACCCCGGCCAUGGCUGCUAGAAUCAAGCAGAUAAAACCCCUGCUCUCCGCCUCGUCUCGUCUGGGCCGCUCCCUGGCUGAGCUCUUUGGUCUCUUGGUGAAGCUGUGUGUGGGCUCCCCCGUGAGGCAGCGACGCAGUCACCACGCCCCCAGCGCCACGACCGCGCCCACCCUGGCGGCCCGCUCCACCGCCUCCUCCCUCACCAAGCUACUCGCCAAGGGGCUGUCCUGGCAGCCUCCCCCCUACACGCCCACCCCGAGAUUCAGGCUGACCUUCUUCAUCUGCUCGGUGGGGUUCACGUCCCCCAUGCUGUUUGACGAGCGGAAGUACCCCUAUCACCUCAUGCUGCAGAAGUUCUUCUGUUCUGGGGGUCACAACGCCUUGUUUGAGACCUUUAACUGGGCUCUGUCGAUGGGUGGGAAGGUGCCAGUCUCCGAGGGGCUGGAGCACUCUGAUCUCCCGGACGGUACAGGAGAGUUCCUGGACGCCUGGCUCAUGCUGGUUGAGAAGAUGGUGAACCCUACGACUGUGCUGGAGUCUCCCCACUGUCUCCCUGCCAAGCUCCCCGGAGGGGGCCCCAACCAGCCCCAGUUCAGCGCCCUGCGUUUCCUCGUCGUCACGCAGAAGGCUUCGUUCGACUGCAUCAGAAACCUGUGGAACCGCAAGCCUCUCAAGGUGUACGGGGGGCGCAUGGCCGAGUCCAUGCUGGCCAUCCUGUGCCACAUCCUGAGAGGAGAGCCGCUGAUCCGGGAGCGCCUGGCCAAAGAGGAGGAGGGGACCCGGGGGCCCGGCGACGAGGAAGGGGGAGCGGCACCGGAGGAGGGGGCCGCACCGAGGAGGGAGCCCCUGGUCAACCAGCCCCAGCUCCAGCAGCUCAUGGACAUGGGAUUCUCCCGGGAGCACGCCAUGGAAUCUCUCCUGAACACCAGCACCAUGGAGCAAGCGACAGAGUACCUGCUGACACACCCACCGCCUUUACUGGGAGCAGUAGCGAGGGGGGACAGGCAGCGCCAGCAGGAGGACCUGAGUUUGUCCGAAGAGGACCAGAUGAUGAGAGCUAUAGCCAUGUCUCUGGGUGAGGACAUGUCCAUGGAGCAGCAGUCUGACUCUCCCGAGGACGCGUCCCGUCGUCAGGAGGAGGAGGAGCGGAGAGCCCGUGAGAAGCAGGAGGAGGACGAGGCGCGCUGCCUGGAGAAGUUCCAGUGCGUGGAGCCCCUGGGGGCUGAGGAGCUGCACUCCUUUACCGACACCAUGCUGCCCGGCUGCUUCACCCUGCUGGACGAGCUACCGGACACAGUGUACCGCGUGUGUGACCUCAUCAUGACCGCGGUCAAGAGGAAUGGGCUGGAGUACAGGGAGAUGAUCCUGAGACAGGUGGUCAACCAGGUUUGGGAGGCAGCGGACGUGCUGAUCAAAGCCGCCCUGCCCCUCACCACUAGCGACACCAAGACAGUGUCGGAAUGGACCAGCCAGAUGGCCACGCUGCCACAGGCCUCCAGCCUGGCCACGAGAAUCCUGCUGCUGACCUUGCUGUUCGAGGAGCUGCGUCUCUCGUGUGCCCGCGUCGUGGAGAGCAGCGGGGUCCUCGAUGUCCUGAUCAAGCUUCUGGAAGUGGUACAGCCCUGCCUGCAAGCUGCCAAAGAGCAGAAGGAGGUGCAGACUCCCAAGUGGAUCACCCCAGUCCUGCUCCUCAUUGAUUUCUAUGAGAAAACUGCCGUGUCUUCGAAGAGGAGGGCACAGAUGAACAAAUACCUCCAGCCCAACGGUAAUAACUGGCGCUGGUUUGAUGACCGCUCGGGCCGCUGGUGCAGCUACAGCGCCGGCAACAACGGGACCAUCGACGCGGCCUGGCGCUGUGGGGAGAGCAGCGCGAGGUUCACAGCGGGCCGGCGCCGCUACACCGUGCAGUUCAACACCAUGGUGCAGGUGAACGAGGAGACUGGGAACCGACGGCCUGUGAUGCUGACUGUGCAGCUCCUUCCCCAGCUGGGAAAGAACUCCAAGAACGGGAGCGCCCAGGAGCUGGAGAACCCCCUGGAGGAGAGCAAGGAGAGCGAGCAAGAGAAGAGCGGAGAGAAAGCAGGGCCGGACGUGGCCACUGUCACAGAGAUGAGUGCUUCGGGCAGCUCUGCAGCGAAGGACAGUGAUCAGAACAAAGAGCCAGCCUCCUCCGUGCCACCAGCAGCCCCCGUGGAGACGCCCGCCCCCACGGUGAUCCAGGGGCUGUCGGAGGACAUGACCACGCUGCUGAUCCGCGCCUGCGUCAGCAUGAUCAGCGUGCCCGUGGACCCCGACACGCUGCACGCCACGCUGCGGCUCUGCCUGCGGCUCACGCGCACCCACCAGUACGCCAUGAUGUUCGCCGAGCUGCGCACCCCCCGCAUGAUCCUGGGGCUGGCGCAGAGCUCCGGGUUCAACGGCUUCACUCCCCUCGUCACCCUGCUGUUCAGACACAUAAUUGAGGACCCGGCCACGCUGAGGCACACCAUGGAGAAGGUGGUUCGCUCCGCCGUGACAAGCGGGGCGGGCAGCACCACGUCGGGGGUGGUUUCGGGGAGCCUGGGCUCCAGAGAGAUCAACUACAUCCUGAGAGUGCUGGGGCCUGCGGCCUGCAGGGACCCUGACUGCUUCACUGAGGCAGCGACAAACUGCAUCCGCAUCGCACUGCCAGCACCCAGGGGCACAGGCACCGCCUCGGAUGACGAGUUUGAGAACCUGCGUAUCAAGGGUCCGAACGCAGUGCAGCUGGUGAAGACCACCCCCCUGAAACCGUCCCCUCUGCCCAGCAUCCCCGAGCCCAUCAAAGAGGUCAUCUACGACAUGCUGAACGCACUGGCAGCAUACCACGCUCCAGAGGAGGCUGAGCGCUCCGAGACUCGCAUGGUGACGGUGGCUGGCAGCCAGGACCUGUGUCAGAUCCUGCAGGACGUGGGAGACGACGUGUAUCAGCAGUACAGGCUGACCAGGCAGGGCAGCGACUUCGACUCGCAGACUGGAUUCACCCUCAAUGCUCAGGUGUUCGCGGCGGACGGCAGUGCAGCCGAAUCAUCACAGUCAGGAACGCCGCAGGGAGAAGCCUCCACCCCCGAGGAGCCCCGUGAUGGGAAGAAGGAGAAGGAGAAGGAAGACUCCAAGCUCAAGUCCAAGGGCAGCAAGCCCCUGAUGCCCACCUCCACCAUCCUGAGGCUGCUGGCAGAGCUGGUGAGGUCCUACAUGGGCAUCGCCUCCCUCAUCACGGGCUACUCCUACACCGCGGGCCAGUCUGAGCUCAUCAAAGAGGACUGCAGUGUGCUGGCUUUCGUUCUGGAUCACCUCCUGCCCCACACUCAGAGUGCGGAGGAUAAGGACACCCCUGCCCUGGCGCGGCUCUUCCUGGCCAGCCUGGCGGCCGCGGGGACAGGCACCGACGCCCAGGUUGCCCUGGUGAACGAGGUGAAGGCAGCGCUGAGCCGGGCGCUGGCCAUGUCCGAGAGCACGGAGAAACACGGCAGGUUGCAGGCAGUGAUGUGCAUCAUAAGCACCAUUAUGGAGUCCUGCCCCUCCACCUCCAGCUUCUACAGCACUGCGGCCACCAAGACCCAGCACAACGGCAUGAACAGCAUCAUCCGACUGUUCCUCAAGAAAGGGCUGGUCAACGACCUGGCCAGAGUGCCACACAGCCUGGAUCUGUCCAGUCCCAGCAUGGCUAACACCGUGAACGCUGCCCUGAAGCCUCUGGAGACCCUGUCCCGAAUCGUGAACCAGCCCAGCGGCCUGUUCGGCAGCAGGAGUGCAUCGAGCAAGAUCAAGAAUGGGCAGGACCAGCACGGGACAGCCCGGGACCAGAACAGCACCGCACAGGACCAGGGAGACCCCGGAGAGAUGGGGGUCCUCGGGGAGCGCUCUGCCCCACCCCCCGGCACGGACGCCGACCUCAUGGACGGAGAGACGGAGGGGGACAGCGUGGUGAUCGCGGGACAGCCCGAGGUGCUGAAUGCACAGGAGAUGCAGGUAGAGAAUGAACUAGUGGACCUGAUCGAUGAACUACUGGAGAGAGACGGAGGAACAGUCAACAGCACCAUCAUAGUUGGACGCAGCGGGGAAGACGAGUCUCAGGAGGACGUGUUGAUGGAUGAGACGCCCUCCAGCCUUUGCCAGAGCUCCACGCUGCAGGCUAACCAGGAAGAUUCGAUGAAUAUCCUGGACCCAGAGGAUGAGGAGCACACCCAGGAGGAGGAUAGCAGCGGCAGCAACGAGGACGAAGACAGCCAGGACGAGGAAGAGGAGGAGGAGGAGGAGGACGAGGAAGAAGAGGAUGACCAGGAUGACGAGGAGGGAGAGGAAGGUGACGAGGAGGAUGAUGAUGAUGAUGAUGGCUCGGAGAUGGAGCUGGAUGAAGAUUACCCCGACAUCAACGCCGCUCCGCACAUCCGCUUCGAGAGAUUCGACAGGGAGGACGAUCUCAUCAUUGAGUUCGACAACAUGUUCUCUACAGCCACAGAUAUGCCCCCCUCCCCUGGUAACAUCCCCAGCACUCACCCCCUGAUGGUGCGCCACGCUGACCACGGCGCCCUGUCCCUGGGGGCGGGCAGCUCCACCACCCGGCUAGCCCAGGGCAUGGGCCGGAGCCAGCGGACCCUUCGACAGCUCACCACCAAUAUGAGCCACACCAUCCACGUGCACUACCCAGGGAACAGGCAGCCCAACCCUCCGCUCAUACUGCAGAGGUUGCUGGGCCCCUCUGCUGCUGCUGACAUCCUGCAGCUCUCCAGCUCUCUUCCCCUGCAGUCCCGCGGUCGCGCUCGCCUGCUGGUCGGGAACGAUGACGUUCACAUCAUCGCCCGAUCGGACGACGAGCUGCUGGACGACUUCUUCCACGAGCAGAGCGCCCCGGGGGCGCAGGCCGGCACCCUGUCCAGUAUCCCCACGGCUCUGACCCGCUGGACUGACGAGUGUAAGGUUCUAGAUGCAGAGAGCGUGCACGACUGCGUGGCAGUGGUGAAGAUCCCGAUCGUGCAGCAUCUGGAGAGACUGAGAGACGAAGAGCUGGAGGAACGCAGAGAGAAGAGGAGGAAGCAGCUGACUGAGGAGGAAGAGGCAAAGCAGAACGAGAAGAGCAGAGCCGAGGAGAAGGAGGAGAGCAUGCAGACUCCUGGAUCCAGGACUGUGGAGACUGCAGGUCAGUCUCAAGCAGAUGGCGAUCAACCCCAGCUGGUCUCCUCCUCCUCCUCCCUGGACACCCCCCGAGGCUCGGAGGGCUACCUCACGGCCCCCCCCUCGGGAGAGGGGACCCCCACAGGCCCCGAGGCCCUGGUCACCCUGGAAACGGCGGUGGGACAGCGACAGCUGAUGGCAGGCCGGUUCUCUGAGCUGCACUGUGAUCUCGCGGCCGCGAUGACAUCGGAGCCGGCAGAGGGCUCACAGAUGGAGACGUCUCCUGCCCCCACGAUUGCCUCUCUCUCUCCGGAGCGAGCUGAAGUCCUGGACUCCCUCACCGCCAUCGGCUCCCAGCUCGAAGGGUCUCCCAUGGAUACCAGCAGCCCCGCCUCCGCCGGAACUGUGGAGGAGACCGUCGCCACGGCAGCGCCGACCGCAGGCAGCGCACAGCUCCAAGGGGGAGGAGCCGGGGAGGAGAGCGAGACUCGCAGGGACCGAGAGAGCGGCUUGGCUCCCGCCUCCUCCACGGGGGAGGGUCUUGCUGCGAAUGACGGCACCAGCGGCCAAUCCCAGACCACCCAGGAGGAGCCCCUCCCCUCUACCAGCAGGGAAGAGGACGACCCGCUGGCAGGAAUCAGCCUCCCUGAGGGAGUGGAUCCCUCCUUCCUGGCUGCUCUUCCAGAGGACAUCCGCAGAGAGGUGCUGCAGAACCAGCUGGGCAUUCGCCCCCCCGCCAGCGCGCCCGCGCCCGCACCCCUCCCUGCCCUCGUGGGCAGUGCCGGGGUCACAGAGGUCAGCCCUGAGUUCCUGGCCGCGCUGCCCCCAGCCAUUCAGGAGGAGGUCCUGGCCCAGCAGAGGGCAGAGCAGCAGCGACGGGAGCUGUCCCAGACCCCCACGGGCGACGCCCCCCUGGACCCGGUCACCUUCAUCCAGACCCUGCCCUCUGAUCUGCGGCGCAGCGUGCUGGAGGACAUGGAGGACAGCGUGCUGGCCGUGAUGCCCCCGGACAUCGCGGCCGAGGCCCAGGCCCUGCGGCGGGAGCAGGAGGUCAGGCAGAGGCAGCUCAUGCACGACACGCUCUUCGGACACAGUAGCUCUUCCGCGCUGUCUGCCAUCCUGCGCAGCCCCGCCUUCACCAGCCGGCUUGGAGGGAACAGGGGGGUGCAGUACACCCGCCUCGCCGUGCAGAGGGGGGGCGCCUUCCAGAUGGGGGGCAGCGGCAGCCACACCCGACCCACCAGCUCCAACGUGGACUCCCUCCUGCGUCUCCGUGGCCGUCUCCUGCUGGACCACGAGGCCCUGUCCUGCCUGCUGGUGCUGCUCUUCGUGGACGAGCCCAAGCUGAACACCAGCCGCCUGCACCGGGUCCUUCGAAACCUGUGCUACCACAGCCAGACCCGGGGCUGGGUGAUCCGGAGCCUCCUGUCCAUCCUGCAGCGCAGCAGCGAGAGCGAGCUGUGCAUCGAGAGCCCCCGCCCCCAGGAGGAGAGGGGCAGCAAGCGCCCGGCCUCCGCAGCCUGCAGCAGAGGGGUUCCCUGUGGAGCCUCCACCGGUCCUUCCACGGCUCUGUCCUCUUCCUCCUCCUCCUCCUCCUCUCCGCUCGAGCUGCUCCACAAGGUGGAGUCCAAGAGCUCUAGCCAGCUGUCCUGGCUGUCUGUCUCCAUGGACGCGGCGCUCGGCUGCAGGACCAGCAUCUUCCAGAUCCAGAGGUCGGCCGGGCGCAAGCACGCGGAGAGGCACAGCGGGGGGGGUGCUGGAGGAGGGGGAGGAGGAGGGGGCUCCACCGUUCACAUACACCCCCAGGCUGCUCCAGUGGUGUGCAGACAUGUGCUCGACACGCUGAUCCAGCUAGCCAAGGUAUUCCCCAGCCACUUCACCCAGCAGAGAUCGAAGGACCCCCUCUCGUCGUCGUCCUCGGACGGCGACAGCAGGGAGAGGCUGGGUGGGGGGGGCGGAGUGAAGCCCCCCUCUUCUGGGGGUCUGACCCCUUCCUGCCCUCCCAGCCAGCCCGCUCCCUCCCUGUCCACCCUCCAGACCCUGGGCCUCUCCACGGACUUCUGGGACCUGCUCGUGAAACUGGACAACAUGAACGUGAGCCGCAAGGGCAAGGCGUCGGUGAAGUCCCUGCCCGCAGGGGGCGCCGGGGAGUCGGAGGGCCCCCAGUGCAGCCUGGAGGCCUCCCCUCUGGGGCAGCUGAUGAACAUGCUCUCCCACCCGGUCAUCCGCCGCAGCUCCCUGCUGACCGAGAGGCUGCUGCGGCUGCUGUCCCUCGUCUCCAUCGCGCUGCCGGACAAUAAGGCUGGCGAGGGCCCCGCCCCUCACCUGCAGGCCCCGCCCGCCCCCGUGGGAGCCAUGGCGACGACCGCGGCGGUCGCCACCACGCUGCCAGCCGGCGUUGCCAGCAGCACAGCCGCGGCCCCCAAGCCCUCCCGUUCCCCAGCAAAGGCCUGCCUGGACUCAGCCGGCCUCUCCGAUGGCAAGCUGGCGUUGAGUGGACUCACCGAGAAGCAGCUGCAGCUCUCCGUGGAGGUGCUGACGUCUCACUCGUGUUCAGAGGAAGGACUGGAGGACGCGGCCAACAUCCUGCUUCAGCUGUCCCGGGGGGACUCGGGGACGAGGGACACGGUCCUCAAGCUGCUGCUGAGCGGAGCGAGACACCUGGGCUACACACUGUGCAAGCAAAUCGGCACUCUGCUGGCCGAGCUGAGGGAGUAUAAUCUGGAUCAGCAGAGGAGGGUGCAGGCAGACGCCCCUUCGCCGGACGCGCUGAGCGAAGAGCAGACCCUGAGCACCAAACUGAAGGGCAAGGUCUCCAGCAGGUUCGACGUGGCGGAGAGCGUGGUCAUCGUGGCCUCUCAGAAGCGCUCUCUGGGCGGCCGCGAGCUGCAGCUGCCCUCCAUGAGCUCCCUGACCUCCAAGACCUCCACGCAGAAGUUCUUCCUGCGAAUGCUGCAGGUCAUCAUCCAGCUGAGAGAGGACACGCGGCGCGCCAACAAGAAGGCAAAGCAGAGCGGCAGACUGGGCACCUCCAGUCUGGGCUCUGCCAGCAGCAUCCAGGCUGCGGUCCGACAGUUGGAAGCGGAGGCCGACGCGAUCAUCCAAAUGGUACGUGAGGGUCAGAGAGCCAGGAGGCUGCAGCACACUGCCGGGACUACCGGCACCACCCCCACCCUCACCACCUCCAGCGUGCCUGCUGCUGCUGCCAGCACCACAGUCACUGCCUCCUCCGCUACGUCUGAAACCCCCCAGGCAGAAGCCCCCUUGGGUCGGAGGGAUGAGUCCCUGAUGGACGUUGAUCAGCUGUCCCCGGCUGGACAAGAGUCCUCGGCUCUGGGGGCCGAGUCCAGCAGCUCCCUGGCUGUGGAGCAGGAGGAGGAGAAGCUGCCUGAGCUUCCCCUGCUGAGCGAACAGCUGCUCCUGGACGAGCUGUGGAGCAUGCUGGGAGAAUGCCUGAAAGAGCUGGAGGAGUCCCACGACCAGCACGCUGUACUGGUUCUGCAGCCAGCUGUGGAAGCGUUCUUCCUCGUGCACGCCACGGAGCGAGAGAGCAAGCCGCCCGUGCGAGACACCAGGGAGAGCCAGCUGUCGCACAUCAAGGACGAGCCCCCUCCCCUGUUCUCCGCUCGACCCCCCAGUCCGGAACCCCGGGACGGGGGGAGCUGGGGGCGCGGUGGGGGGGGAGGAGCCUCCUCCAUGAAGAAGUCUCUCCCAUCUGGGAGGAGGUACGUACAGGAGGAGGUUGGACGGGGGGCUGAAACUCACCGCACUGUCCUCAAUCAGAUCCUUCGUCAGUCCACCACUCACCUGGCGGACGGACCCUUCGCCGUGCUGGUGGAUUACAUCAGGAUACUGGACUUCGAUGUCAAGCGCAAGUAUUUCCGUCAGGAGCUGGAGCGCCUGGAUGAGGGGCUGCGGAAGGAGGACAUGGCCGUCCACGUGAGGCGAGACCACGUGUUUGAGGAUUCUUACAGGGAGCUGCAUCGCAAGAGCCCUGAGGAGAUGAAGAACAGAUUGUACAUUGUGUUUGAAGGGGAGGAGGGUCAGGACGCGGGGGGCUUGCUGAGAGAGUGGUACAUGAUAAUUUCCAGGGAGAUGUUCAACGCCAUGUACGCCCUGUUCCGCACCUCCCCCGGCGACCGGGUCACCUACACCAUCAACCCCUCCUCUCACUGCAACCCCAACCACCUCAGCUACUUCAAAUUCGUGGGCCGAGUCGUGGCCAAGGCCGUGUACGACAACCGCCUUCUAGAGUGCUACUUCACACGCAGCUUCUACAAGCACAUCCUGGGCAAGAGCGUCCGGUACACCGACAUGGAGAGUGAGGAUUAUCAUUUCUAUCAGGGGCUCGUCUACCUGCUGGAGAACGACGUGUCCACGCUGGGGUACGAGCUGACCUUCAGCACUGAGGUCCAGGAGUUCGGGGUGUGUGAGGUGAGAGACCUGAAGCCCAACGGAGGCAAUAUCCUUGUCACGGAGGAGAACAAGAAGGAAUACGUGCACUUAGUCUGCCAGAUGAAGAUGACAGGCGCAAUCCGCAAACAGCUGGCAGCGUUUCUGGAAGGGUUCUACGAGAUCAUUCCGAAGAGGCUGAUCUCCAUCUUCACAGAGCAGGAGCUGGAGCUCCUUAUCUCGGGACUGCCGACCAUCGACAUCGACGACCUCAGAGCAAACGCAGAGUACCACAAGUACCAGUGCAGCUCAAUACAGAUCCAGUGGUUCUGGCGGGCCCUGCGCUCCUUCGACCAGGCGGACCGAGCCAAGUUCCUGCAGUUCGUGACGGGCACCUCCAAGGUGCCUCUGCAGGGCUUCACCGCGCUGGAGGGCAUGAACGGCAGCCAGAAAUUCCAGAUUCACAGAGAUGACCGAUCCACGGACAGGCUGCCCUCCGCGCACACGUGUUUUAACCAGCUGGACCUCCCUGCGUAUGAGAGCUAUGAGAAGCUCCGUCACAUGCUGCUGCUUGCCAUCCAGGAGUGCUCUGAAGGGUUCGGACUGGCGUAACCACGGCGAGAGAGAGAGGAGAGCGCACACGAGAACGGCAUCACCCUCCACUGAGCCUUCUGACUGGACUUGAACCCGGAGCCGGAGCAAGACAGCUCAGCCGCUAGAGAGAAAUCACACACAGACUGCAACAGCACAGCCACGCCUGACCGAGAACAAGCAGGAGCGAACGGAGGGAUCUGUAGAUCUGACUAGAGGGGUUUUCUAACAAGAGAUUGACGACAGACAAGCGAGAAAGGAAAUGUUUAAAAUGAGAGAGAGAGAGAGAGAGAGAAAUGCAUUUUGGAAAUAAUAGUGAAAUAUUAAACAGUGUGAUUUAGAUGGGAUUCUGUUUGCUUCUCUACGGAAUAUGUGCAACAUGUCCUGAAAAUAAUAAUAUUAUUGUUAUUAAAAUUGCAAAAAAUACAA
This is a messenger RNA of Polyodon spathula (Mississippi paddlefish), 13809 nucleotides long. Its product is annotated as E3 ubiquitin-protein ligase HUWE1-like. The coding region runs from base 49 to 13401 and encodes 4450 amino acids. Lineage: Eukaryota; Metazoa; Chordata; Actinopteri; Acipenseriformes; Polyodontidae. The record is from RefSeq and is a predicted model, not a curated record. The transcript is spliced from 82 exons. Gene Ontology annotation, cellular component: nucleus; Golgi membrane. Gene Ontology annotation, biological process: proteasome-mediated ubiquitin-dependent protein catabolic process; positive regulation of protein catabolic process; protein polyubiquitination. Gene Ontology annotation, molecular function: ubiquitin-protein transferase activity; protein binding.